Letharia columbiana is the source of this 498-nucleotide messenger RNA. RefSeq lists its product as uncharacterized. The transcript is spliced from 5 exons. Gene Ontology annotation, cellular component: nucleus; cytoplasm. The record is from RefSeq and is a predicted model, not a curated record. Gene Ontology annotation, molecular function: cullin family protein binding. Gene Ontology annotation, biological process: SCF-dependent proteasomal ubiquitin-dependent protein catabolic process; mitotic cell cycle. Lineage: Eukaryota; Fungi; Ascomycota; Lecanoromycetes; Lecanorales; Parmeliaceae. Bases 1 to 498 code for a protein of 165 amino acids.
AUGGCUGAGAUGCAGAAGAUCAAGCUCAUGAGCUCCGACAGCGCUGAGAUCACUGUCGAUCGUGAUGUCGCUGAGCGUUCGGUGCUUAUUAAGAACAUGAUGGAGGACAUAGGCGAACAGGCUAUGACCGAGGCCAUUCCUAUUCCCAACGUCAACGAGGCCGUCCUCAACAAAGUGAUCGAGUGGUGUGUCCACCACAAGGGUGACCCUCCUGCGACGAAUGAUGAUGAUGCCGAUUCGCGCAAGAAGACCACCGACAUCGAAGAGUGGGACCAAAAAUUCAUGCAGGUGGACCAGGAGAUGCUGUUCGAGAUCAUCUUGGCUGCCAACUACCUCGACAUCAAAGCUCUCCUCGACGUCGGCUGCAAGACCGUCGCUAACAUGAUUAAGGGCAAGUCCCCCGAAGAGAUCCGCAAAACCUUCAAUAUCCAGAACGACUUCACGCCCGAGGAGGAAGAUCAGAUUCGUCGUGAGAACGAGUGGGCCGAGGAUCGCUGA